AUGACGGCCCUCGUGCUAAGCGUCGUCAUCCUCGCCCUUAGCUGCGCCACGGCGGCCGCUCAAUCCCAGAGUUGUGGCGAGCAGGGCGGCGGCAUGCUGUGCCCUCGCAACCUCUGCUCCAGCAAGUCGGGGUACUGCGGCCUCGGCGGCGACUACUGCGGCCAAGGCUGCCAGAGUGGCGCCUGCAGCCCGCUCGGCGCUGCGGCAAGCAAGCCGGCGGCGCAGCCUUGCCCGGCAACUUCUGCUGCAGCCACGAUGGGUACUGCAGCAUUGGUGCUAUCCACUGCGGCAGGGACUGCAAGACCGGAACCUGCGGCCGAGCCUGGAUAG
Setaria italica (foxtail millet) is the source of this 330-nucleotide messenger RNA. Its product is annotated as agglutinin isolectin 2. The transcript has a single exon. Gene Ontology annotation, molecular function: chitin binding. The record is from RefSeq and is a predicted model, not a curated record. Lineage: Eukaryota; Viridiplantae; Streptophyta; Magnoliopsida; Poales; Poaceae. Bases 1 to 330 code for a protein of 109 amino acids.